UUUCCAGAGAGCAGGCAAAGCAACUGCGGCAGGCGGCAGCUCCUCAAGCCGUUCCUCAAGGCCAUCAGACAUGCAAGACCUACUCAUGCUCACCUCGACGCUCCUCUUGGCUGCGGCCAUGGCCGUCUUCCUUCGGCACUCAUCGCCAAGCAAGGCGGUGUUGCCGGUGUACACGCGCGUGGCCGGGAGCGUCCGGUCGGCCCUUGCGCGGUGGCUCCGGCAGCCAGCCAUAGUCAUCCGGGACCGUGCCACGGCGCACCGGCUCCUGGUCCGCGGCAGCGCGGGGGGCGCCUUCUCCGACCGCCCUCCGUCCAUGGCGCCCAGCGCCGUCCUCUCGCACCGCCGCUUCCACAACCUCACCUCGGCCCCCUACGGCCCCUUCUGGCGCGUCACCCGCCGCAACCUCACCUCCGAGGUCCUCCACCCGCUCCGCCUCCACCGCUACGCCGCCGCCCGCCGCGAAGCUCUCCGUGGGCUCGUCUCCGACCUGGGCCGCCACCAGUGCGCGUCCGACGGCCCAGAUGCCGGCGGCCCACUGGGCCUAGUCCUCGCGGCGGAGAGCAUCCGGGCCGCCAUGUUCGGCCUGCUCGUAGCCAUGUGCUUCGGUGACGGGGUCGACCCGGGCCUCGUAAGCGCCAUGGCCGACGCGCAGCACGACCUCGUCCAGUUCUUCCCGGAGCUCCGCGUCUUCGCGAGGCUGCCAGGCGUGGCGAGGCUGAUCCACUGGAAACGGUGGGGGAAGCUCGUGGCGCUGCGGAGGAGGCAGGAGGAGAUGUACCUGCCGCUCAUCCACGCGCGCCGCGGCCGGCAACGGCAACCCGGGGAUGAGCCGCCGGCUUACGUGGACACGCUCAUCGACCUCCGCGUCCCUGACGACAACUACAACAACGGCAACAGAAGAAAUAAUAAUACUAGUACCCAGAAGCGAACCCGGCAGCGUAAGCUCACGGACGGCGAGAUGGUGGGCAUGUGCUCGGAGUUCCUGGGCGCCGGGACGGAGACCGUGGCCGCGGCGCUGCAGUGGACCAUGGCGAACCUCGUGAAGCGCCCGCAGAUACAGGACUCCCUCCGUCGGGAGAUCGACGCCGCCGUUGACUCCAACGCCGAGGAAGUCAGCGACGAGGUUCUCCCCAAGCUGGAGUACCUCAACGCGGUCGUCAUGGAGGUGCUCCGGCUGUACCCGACGGCGACCCUGGUGCUCAGGCAAGUAUCAAAGGAAGACGACGUGGUUCACAACGGGCGCCGUGUCCCGGCGGGCACCAACGUGAUGUUCCCGCUGGAGUCUCUGGCCAAGGACGAGACGGCGUGGGAUGAGCCGGGGGAGUUCAGGCCGGAGCGGUUCCUGGCGUGCGAGGGUGGGGAGAGCGUGAGCCUCGAGGCGGCGGCGGGGUGCGGCGGGGAGGUGAUGAAGAUGAUGCCGUUCGGGGCCGGCAGGAGGGUGUGUCCCGGCAUGGGCAUGGCCAUGCUCCACAUGGGGUACUACGUGGCUAACCUGGUGAGGGAGUUCGAGUGGAAGGAUGCCGAGGGGGAAAUGGCUGUUGAUCUUCGCCCGCAUUUUGGGUUCUUCACUGUCAUGAAGCGCCCCUUGCGUGCUCGCCUCGUGCCAUGUCAGGGGAGGCACACCAGCUUGGUGUAAGACUCUACGUUACCUUGUGUAAGUUGAAACAUCCGCUGUGUACCUAUGCAUGCAUUGCAUUUGCAUGCUCACGAUUAAUAAACUCGACCCAUCUGUUUGCACUGCCGACAGUUGGGCUCGCUUUAUGCA
Molecule: messenger RNA, 1765 nt
Organism: Brachypodium distachyon (stiff brome)
Lineage: Eukaryota; Viridiplantae; Streptophyta; Magnoliopsida; Poales; Poaceae
Product: cytochrome P450 89A2
Exons: 1
Coding region: 71-1636 (521 amino acids)
Cellular component (GO): membrane
Molecular function (GO): iron ion binding; oxidoreductase activity, acting on paired donors, with incorporation or reduction of molecular oxygen, NAD(P)H as one donor, and incorporation of one atom of oxygen; heme binding
Source: RefSeq, a predicted model, not a curated record